Messenger RNA from Tinamus guttatus (white-throated tinamou), 312 nucleotides. Lineage: Eukaryota; Metazoa; Chordata; Aves; Tinamiformes; Tinamidae. The record is from RefSeq and is a predicted model, not a curated record.
AUGCGGAGGCUGGAGCCCCGCACGGUGCCGCUGCCCCUCGUGCUGCUGCUUGUCCUCACGGCCACCGCGCAGGGACAACAAGCCACCGGUUCCAGGGAGCUGCAGCCCUGGCUCAUCGGCCUCACGGCCGUCGUCGUCUUCCUCUUCAUUGUCUUCGUGGUCCUGCUGGCCAACCGGCUCUGGCGGAACCGGGAGCGCAGGAAGCGCGACAAGUUCCAGGACAUCCAGGAAAUCCACAGGGUGGAGAAGGCCUCGUACGACAACCCAGCACAGGAAAAGGAUGAGCCGAAGAGCAGAGCCACGUCCCUGUGA